Molecule: messenger RNA, 634 nt
Organism: Penaeus monodon (black tiger shrimp)
Lineage: Eukaryota; Metazoa; Arthropoda; Malacostraca; Decapoda; Penaeidae
Exons: 5
Coding region: 62-505 (147 amino acids)
Source: RefSeq, a predicted model, not a curated record
AGAGCCUCGGACUCGCUGGCCCUGGGUCGUGAGUCGGCGCCUCCCCCCGCGCAGCCAUCUGAUGACGAGUGUCUGUUCCAGAAUGGGAGAGAAGUACGUGUUCACGAGCUGCUGCUGCGGGUGCUCCCUGCGGACGGGCGCCCUCGCCAUCGCCAUCGUCAGUCUGGUACUGUCUACCGUGGGUGCAGCUUAUGGCGCCUACGUGGGGGCAAACGGAGAGAGCGAGGGCUGGGUCGACUUCUUCAUCGACGUGGUCAACAUCAUCCUGGCGGCCAUCCUCAUCCACGGCAUUCGCACGGAGAGAAGGGAGCUCGUCCUGGCGUGGGUAUGGGGCACGGCCGUCAUGGUUUGCAUCACCAUCAUCGUGGGUAUCGUGAUCCUCGUCCUCACGCCCACCGUCCUGGGCGCCGUGAUCCUGCUGGUGGCAGCGCUGGUGCAGAUCUACUUCAUCCUGGUCGUCAGGUCCUACGCCUUCACGCUUGGAGGCCCCGUCCUGCCGUCGUAAGAUGCGCACCGACGUAGAGGAGACGCAGAUGAGGAGAGAAGCAGACGAACAGCUGCAUGAACGAGUGCAAGUGCGUAGAAGUGCGAAUAGGCUAAUGUAAGAUGUAUAUGCAUGUGUGGUGGAUAUCUA